ACAUACACUAAAAACAUGAGGCCUGUAUACCCUACAAAAACGUUUCCCAACCAUUAUAGCAUCGUCACAGGACUUUAUCCAGAAUCCCACGGCAUAAUUGACAACAAGAUGUAUGAUCCCAAAAUGAAUGCUUCUUUCUCACUUAAAAGUAAAGAAAAAUUCAACCCUUUGUGGUACAAAGGCCAGCCGAUUUGGGUCACAGCUAAUCAUCAGCAGGCCAAGUCUGGUACAUACUUCUGGCCAGGAUCAGAUGUGAAAAUUGAUGGAAUACUACCAGAUAUCUACAAAGUGUAUAAUGGGUCCGUACCAUUUGAAGAUAGAAUUUUGGCUGUUCUUCGCUGGCUACAGCUUCCUAGCUCUGAAAGACCACACUUUUACACUCUGUAUUUAGAAGAACCAGAUUCCUCAGGCCAUUCACAUGGACCAGUCAGCAGUGAG
Molecule: messenger RNA, 438 nt
Organism: Onychomys torridus (southern grasshopper mouse)
Lineage: Eukaryota; Metazoa; Chordata; Mammalia; Rodentia; Cricetidae
Product: ectonucleotide pyrophosphatase/phosphodiesterase family member 1-like
Exons: 5
Biological process (GO): nucleoside triphosphate catabolic process; inorganic diphosphate transport; regulation of bone mineralization
Cellular component (GO): cell surface
Molecular function (GO): phosphodiesterase I activity; dinucleotide phosphatase activity
Source: RefSeq, a predicted model, not a curated record